AUGACUCUCCACGGCGCCUUAGCAAAUCCUAACCUCACGGCCUCUCUUCAAGGUGGCACCCCGAUUGCAUUGAGGAGGAAUUCCCGUCGCAAGCCAGCCCGAGUCGACUACAAGCAGGCUCGUCACGACAUGUCCCAGGAAAUGACCGGACACUGGGUGGGCCCCAUGCCCAACAACGAAUUUUUCGCUCGAUACAUGCCCAUCGACGGCGAAGUACCGAAAGAUCUCGUCACAGAGAACUUCUUCCGAUCGAUCCCCCGGGACAAGAAGGAAUCAACGAUGUAUCAGCCAUUGAUCGAACUCAUCCGGAAGGCUGGUCUUAUGGACGACAAGUACAUACUGCUCAACACGUCCGACGGUCCAGACAAGAAUUCUCAACAGCACAAGAAGUGGAAACCAGACAUUAUUGCACGGAAGGCGAAGGAUGAGAAGGAAGCGCAAGACAAGACCAACGAUCAAAAGAAACACAACGUAGCGUUCGAGGAAGUUCAGCUGGCCUUCGAGAUCAAGCCCGACAAUGAUUCACCGUUCGUCGACCCGCCUAAAGACGGCAUGACCGAAGCCCAGUUGCGCGAGCACACUUUCGAGAAGGAUGGGAUUGAGCCGGAUUCACACCGUGGUCAAAUGGCGUUAGUUUUGGCAGAGAUUUGUGCUCGCCAAUACAGGACGCACGCAUUCAUGGUGUUCAUGAACAAAACCGAAGCCCGCUUCCUUCGAGCCGACCGAAGUGGCACCAUCGUCACGAGGGCCUUCAAUUAUCGGUCGAGCUCCCAAGUCCUUGCUGAAUUCCUCUAUCGCUUCGCUCGCCUGUCUGAUGAGGAUCUUGGAAUCGAUACCACCGUCCGCCUGGCGACUAAGGAGGAAAAGGCGCUAGCGGUUCCCCACCUGAGCAAGUACCUUCCCGUGCUGGAUAAGGCCCGACCGUUCCUUGCGCUAAACGUGCCCACCGAGGAUGGAUCCUCCCGUACGGUCAUCGGAAGAGAUACCCUCAUGGAACCCGAUUCUCUCACUGGACGAGCGACAAGAGCGUUUCAUGUUUUCGACUUGAAGACCAAGAAGGUCAUGUUUCUCAAGGACACAUGGCGAACCAACCUGGAAGGGAUGGAGAAGGAGUCGGACAUUCUCAAGGAAUUGUGUGCAGCGGGCGUGCCACGCAUUCCCAAGUUUGCGGACGGGGGUGAUAUAAUCGGCCCUUACCAUGAAACGCAUUCUCAAACGCAUGCAAAGGCAGCUUGGCGAGCGGGUCACUUGGCCUCACUGGAACCGCGAGCGCACAACCGAUUCUUACAAGACUUUCUCGGUAUUCACCUUUCAAAGUUCACCACCCCGAAGCAGUUGAUGACUGUCAUUUCUGAUGCGUUCGAGGCGCAUACGCAAGCCCUUGUAGUACGCGGCAUUCUUCAUCGGGACAUCAGCGAAGACAACGUCAUGAUUGACGAGAAUGGGCGAGGAAUCCUGAAUGAUUGGGACCUUGCUAAACGGAUCAGAAUUCCCGGCAGUGAUGUCCUUCCAAAGGACGACCUUGCGCGACAUUCUUAUCGAACGGGAACGUGGAACUUUAUCUCAGGUCUGCUGCUGAUCGAUCCCCUCAAGUUACACACUCUGCAAGACGAUCUCGAGUCCUUCUUUCAUCUCGUCCUUUACUAUGCCCUUCGGUGCCUUCCGCACAACUUGGAGCUGGAUAAGCUGAAGGAUUUGAUCGACAAGUUAUUCCUGGAGUGGAAAUGGGAGAAUUCGAUCCGCCAGUACGUCGGCGGUCAGGGCAAACGUGGCUUGAUCAUGGAUGGAUUCCUCAAUGUCCAAUUCACGGAUAAUAAGCCCCUCGCCACGUGGCUCCAUGAUGCAUUGGACUGCCUGUCCGAGUUCUACCAGUAUUGUCAAAUCACGUCUCGUCGGAUCGCCCAUGAACAGCGGGACAAGCCACUUCCGUCAGACGGUUCCCCGCACCCAUCCCCUUCUAGACUCGUGCCUCCACCCCCUGCAACGAUCCGCCUUCAUAGUCACGACCAUUUUGCCUCCCUCUUCAAGAUAACACUUGCGACGCCUGGCUGGCCAUCCAAACGCACGAAUCUCGGUGAUCAACUAGACGCCAUAGCUCGAGGAUCCAAGAGGAAGCCGCCAGCGGAUGAGGAGGACUCAACUCCUCAUCCUGAGUCGCCUUUGCAGAAGAAAUCCAAGAUGUCGACUAAAUCUCUGCCACCCCCCCGGCCACCUACACGCUCAUCCCUGCGUAUCAGGGCACAGAAAGUGACAACACCCAAAGCAGGCACUUCAACGGGCUUCUAG
Molecule: messenger RNA, 2286 nt
Organism: Cyclocybe aegerita
Lineage: Eukaryota; Fungi; Basidiomycota; Agaricomycetes; Agaricales; Hemipholiotaceae
Source: the annotation of a GenBank genome assembly